AUGAAGAAUCUCCUUCUCCUUGGGCUUGUCAGCUGCAUUCUUCUCCCUGGACUCGUCUAUGGAGGUUUAUUGGGCAAGUCGCUAGUUUUCUCAAAUCAAAUCGACAGUAUUUAUGUGAAGUUGCUGCCAAAUGAAUUCUCCCAGCUCUCGGCAUUCACUCUCUGCCUGAGGGCUGCCUCAGAGGCGAAGCGAGGCUACAGCCUGUUGUCCUAUGCCACAGCGACUAAGGACAAUGAGCUGCUGCUCUGGCACAAUGAGGACACCAGGCUGUCCCUUUACUUUGGCAGCAACAUAUUCUAUUUCGCCCUCCCAGAGACCGAUGCUCUGCUGAGACACAUCUGCGUGAGCUGGGAGUCCUCAACUGGAUUCAUCACCUUCUGGCUCAAUGGAGUCCGGAGUCUUCGGAAAGUCGGGAACAGCGGUGGGGUGGUCCGAGGCGGGGGCACGUUUAUCCUGGGUCAGGAACAGGAUCAGGUGGAGGGCAAGUUUGACAGCAAGCAGAGUUUCGUGGGAGAGCUGACAGACGUUCACCUGUGGGACCAUGUCCUGUCAGCAAACGACAUCAAGGCGCUCAGUCAAGGGUGUCACAGCGCUGGGGGUAACAUCAUCAACUGGGACACAGUGCCAUACGAGAGCAGGGGGAAUGUGAAUGUGGAGGAUAAUCACGAUUGUAGCUUCUAA
Messenger RNA from Hemiscyllium ocellatum (epaulette shark), 681 nucleotides. Its product is annotated as C-reactive protein-like. The coding region runs from base 1 to 681 and encodes 226 amino acids. The transcript has 2 exons. Lineage: Eukaryota; Metazoa; Chordata; Chondrichthyes; Orectolobiformes; Hemiscylliidae. The record is from RefSeq and is a predicted model, not a curated record.